Molecule: messenger RNA, 1151 nt
Organism: Lolium rigidum
Lineage: Eukaryota; Viridiplantae; Streptophyta; Magnoliopsida; Poales; Poaceae
Exons: 2
Coding region: 48-791 (247 amino acids)
Source: RefSeq, a predicted model, not a curated record
UUCCCCCAGUACCUGACGGCUUAGUCGCUUCGGUGGCGCACACGGCCAUGGAACACAAGCCCUGGUGCGAGCCUUUCCUCGUCCCCCUUGAAGAAGAGGCGGACGCUGCAUUUGGUGUGAUAUGGAUGGUACAUUUCAGUACUAGGUUGGCUGCUUUGGUCUUCUCUUCAAUCACUGGACAGUGGCAAGCUGGUGCAUCCAAGGAAUGGAGGGAUUUGCUCCUUGGCCAGGGCAAGUCAACCGUGGUGUCACCGUUCGACCCUGAGUUUCACGAGCGCCAUUACGCGUAUGGCUGCUUCUACUGGGAGUCCACCAUGAGUCAGAAGAAAGAGUUGCUCGUGCUUGACACCUGUACGAUGGAGUUCUCCAUUUCUGACCUCCCGCCCAGAAAAUGGUGUGCGCUAGGUCUAGCCAUUGUGGAGGCAGGGGAAGGCAGGUUUGGACUGUUCGGCAUCCUUGAUGAAACUUUAGCUGGCAAAUUUGAUCUCUGUUAUUACACCAGGGGAAACAAAGCCGAGGGUUCUAGCCAGUGGCAGUUGGAGAAGACAAUCUCACUAGGUUCUGGGUGCCAGCAUCAUAUCAAAACUGCAACUGGGAGGUACUUGCUCCUAGGAAAGUUUGGACCCAUGCGGUUCGUAGGCUCAACCCCGCAUAUGGACUUGGAAUAUAUUUCAGUUGAUGUCAAGACGUUGCAGCGUGAGAGAGUUUGUGGCAAAUCUUCUGGGUUUGCCAUGUCCAAGACGUGGAUAUAUACCAACUUCCCGCCAUCGUUGUCUUCACCGGCAAUAUGAAGUGCUUCGACGGAGCCAUGGCCAGAUCAGCAUUUCCAUCUUCAGGGCUCCCAAGUUUUUUUUGGUUUCGGCAGCAUGGACUUCGCCUGGAUGUGAUCGUGUCUUGCCUACAAGACGAAAUUAUGAAUCUAGUCACUGUUGGUGCUCAUGCCUGAUGCCGUCCUCAUGACUGAUGUCUGACUUGUUCUUCUUUUUAUAUGCUCUAGUGGUCUAGAUUUGGAACUCGGUCAGUGUAGUGUAACCGACAUCAGUCACGUGGUUGUUGUUCCAGCCUAAUAUAGAACGUGGCACUGAAGUGUUUAACAGUUCUGAACCUCCCAACAGCAUUUUGGAAGAUGUACUGACAUGGCUACGGUUUAA